Coregonus sp. 'balchen' is the source of this 16043-nucleotide messenger RNA. The record is from the annotation of a GenBank genome assembly. NCBI's taxonomy places the organism in Eukaryota, Metazoa, Chordata, Actinopteri, Salmoniformes, Salmonidae.
CUCGGGGCUCAUAGCUUGAGUUCAGCACUGAUCGAGCCCUAUUCCUCAGCCGACCAUUGCAGUGAACAGUCAGAAGCCAGUCGUGUCUCUCUCCGAGGCCGGAUGGUAAAAUCCAACCUCCAGCGGAUCUUAAACAGUCAUUGCUUUGCUCGCGAGAAAGAAGGAAAACCACAGUGCUGUACUACAAUGGCGGAUUUAAGUAGUAACGUUAAUAUUUGUGACAUGAUUGGCAAGUAAGUGAAGACGGAGAAAAUAGCGAAGUGAAGUGGGGGAUGGUGCAUUUUUCAGUGACGAGGAAGUAGCUACGAAUAUAAACUGGGAUUUAAUUUCUUAUGACGUGUAAAAUAUUAAUAUUUGUCCAGAACUGGUUAGCUAGCUAGGCAAUCUAUGAAAAAUAUCCUAAAUCAAUUUGGAGUGAAGAAUGAUAUUGUUUCAGGUUAGUCCUCUCCCUUACCGUUAUCCUAAACUAGCUAGCCUAGAGACGUCAUUUAUAUAACAGAAGCUAGGCUAAACGGUUAGCUUGCUAGCUACAUUAUCAAGGUCCUCUAGGAAGCCUAGCUAUAUCAAUUAUCACAUUUCAUAAAUGGAACACCUUAACCAUUUAUUUCAAUGGUUGCCAAUGACAUCGUUUUGUAGUUUAGCUAGAUAAGAUGAGCUAACGUUAGCUGUGAGUGUGUAGUUAGCUAGCUUGCCACCUGAAAGCACACAUAGUCAGGUAGCUAGCCACCGUUAACUCGCUGGUCAACGAAUUAAAAGGGCCAAAAUGAAACUGUCAUUAGAAUGGCUUGUUUCAUGGAUGAGCAACUUAAAAAACAGAAGAAACACGCAUUGUGGAAAUCCGCGUCCGUUGUUACCUUUUGUCUCUCUAAACACAAUUUAUUAUUUAAUCAGGGGCUCAGUUGGUAGAGCAUGGCGCUUGCAACGCCAGGGUUGUGGGUUCGAUUCCCACGGGUGGCCAGUAUGAAAACUGUAAGUCGCUCUGGAUAAGAACGUUUGCUAAAUGACUAAAAUGUAAGGCCUAAGUGACGCAUCGUCGGUCCUCCAUUUUGACGUCACAAACGCUUUUACAGUUACAUUGUAACAUUACACCUUUAUAAUAUUCGUCCCUCAAAAUGAUACACCCAAAACAAUAUUGGAGUCAUAAUGUCAAAGUAUUUUUUGAGUUCAUCCGAAUAAAUGAAAGAAUGUUGCAAUUACAUAUCUACGUGGGAUGAAUUCAUUAUUUCAUGUAGUAUGAAGAAAGAGAAAAAAAAAUUAUGCACUCACUAACUGUAAGUCGCUCUGGAUAAGAGCGUCUGCUAAAUGACGUAAAUGUAGUAGGCUACUUAUACUUUUGACUGGCAGGUUUUUGUUCAUCGGGCAGAUACGCAUUUUAGAUUGUGCACGUUUUUCCCAUCGUGGGGCAUUCCGAGUCUUUUCGGCUCCGUUCACUUAAACGAGCCGGCUCCCAAACGGCUCUUCGUUCAAAAUGUACCUAGCUAAAACCCUGGGGAAAAAAAAUCCCGAUAUCCAACGUAUAGCGCAAAAGGUAAGCUACAAUUAUGUCAGAUCGUGAAAUGCGCGUUCAAAUACAAUUUUACCUGCCCCCCCCCCAAAAAAAAAUGUAUGCCCUGAAAAAAUUAGCGUGACACGCUCUCCCCACUAUGUAUUGUUUUUGCGGUGAGGGGAGGAUUCACCCUCUCGAUAAUAACGUUGUUUUUUAGCUCAAAAGGCAGCAGUAGCAGUCAGCGCCAAAUGAACGGCUCUUUCACCGAUGCGAUUCGGCUCCCGACGUUCACCAAAAAGAGUCGUUCGUUCGCGAAUGACCCAUCACUAGUGCCCUCCUGAUUCAAGGCAGCCUCCAGAUGUUCCCUGAAGGGCGUUAGGCAACCUUCUGUGUACCAUACAAUGCUAUCAUCACAUACAUGAUGGAUCAUGUUUAUUAAUGAUGUCGUUUUGCCUUGGAAUAAUACAAUUUGUUUAGAUUAUAUGGCUUUAGUGUGACAUUACAUUUUGCCCUUUCAAUGAGUAUCACAAUUAUGAAGGAGGUGGUGAGCUCACAAGCAGUAGCGGUGCUUGGGUAAAAUGACUGGGGAUGCCAAUCCAGGGAAAGAAAGCCAUAUUACAACCUAUAUGUUGUGGUAAUUGUUGUGAUAAAGCAUUUUGCUACACCUGCAAUAACAUCUGCUAAAUAUGUGUAUGUGACCAAUAAAAUUUGAUUUGAUCAUUGCGUUGUUUGCUCUAUAACCUGUUAGUUCACAUGCCUUGCGACCGUGAUCCUAAAGCCGAAAAAAUAAGAAGACGCAGUGGCAGAGUAAAUUCAACCACAUCUUUUGUUUCAUCACAAAACCGGAGAGCAACCUCUGUCCGGUAAAGUCCACAAAGCAUAUUGCAUGUAACAAACAGUUACAUGACCUACAGCAUGGUCAAGCAAGUUAAUAUUAACAACAUUUUCAGACUAGUAAACAACUAUUGAUUUAAAACCACUGAGAGUUACCGCAAGUCGCAAAGAGAACUGGAGCUGCCGCGACUCUUCCAGCACCAUUUCAACUUCAUCAUCAAAUCACCGCUGCUUAGUCUAAUACAGUGUCAACUAAAGAUACCAAAAACAAUUUAGUCCAAUCAACGUACGCUAAAUAUGUGGAUGUCUAUGGAUCUGAUUUCUGUGUGUUUGUGCAAGUAGAAAAAAAACAUGUUGACUCACCCUCUGUCUUUUCGUGUUGACGAAACGGUCUAUGACUCAGUUAUACAGCUUUUAUUUUUUGUUGUCCUAGGCUACCUGGCUAAAAGGCUUGCUCGCUAGCCUAACUUCCUUUCAUGGGCAUAAAUGCAUAACAUUAGCCUACUAUAUCUAGCUACAUAUUGAACUUACAUCCUCUCAGGCCAGGGGCACAAUGUAUGAAUUUAUGGUUGGAUCAGAAUUGCCGUUAUAAUCAUUGGCCAGUACAGAGAAUUAAGUAAAACCACAAGUCCAAAUCCCGAUCUCCAUCCAUGGCUAAUUUAGGAAAGGGACAAUUUUAACUAGCUAGCUAGUCACUGGAGGACAACGAUCCAACAUUUCAAGUUUUUGUUUUCUCUGAUGUUUUGCUCUCGAUGUGAUUGGAGUGAAGACAAAUCCAAACUGGCUUCCUUUGCCACUUUUUUAUGGUGCACAGGACCAUUCACAGUUGAGCGCACUCAGUUUAGCUCAACGCUGAUUGGCUAUUGUUUUAUACUUUUUUUUAUCAAGGGAGGCCAAAUGCUCGCUGGCUUCCCUUGCAUUCAAUACUACAGGCGGCAACAAUGUCAUACUCUUUUGAAUCAGACAGCAUCAGAUCAAUGGCCUACACUAACAGAGCUAGAGGGGCGCUGUUUCGCUCGCUCUGAUGCUUUCUCCGGUGAGAUACAUUCAGCCUCUUGCGAAUUGAAGGACAAUUAUGAAACACAGAGAGACGAAACAGACAAUUAUUGUAUGUUGUUUUUAUUUAUUUUUGUGGGGAAGCCUGGCUUCCCUUGGCAUCCAUGAAUACACGCCACUGCCUACAUGGACAACAGUUCCAACCAAUAUAAUGCAGUAUGAGGGUGAAUGAAAUCACACAAUCAGUAUUUUGGUUACCAAUUUUACUUGCACUUGAUACAUCAAGCUUUGUUGCGCAUAAUCACAUCACCGUUAAACACCCACGCCAUCAUUCCUGCACUUAUCCGACCAAGCCAUUAUCUAGUCGGCCUGUAUUACACCAAAUAAUUAAAAUACACUGGGCAACACAAGAUUUAAGCCACAUUAUCUCGCAUAUUCAGAGUCUUAUUGCAAUCAAAAGCUUAAAAACAAAAAUGAAAGAUGAAUCUGUGUCUCUCCCUCCCCUCCCUGUCCAGCCUGUCCCUACACUGUUGUAGUACCCGCAGUCCGGGGCCUCUGUGGUGCUCCUGAUGCCCCUCUCCCACCCCUGAAGAUCCCAGGUGGGCGAGGGAAUGGUCAACGGGAUCACACUCCUUCAGCUCGGCCGCUCUACUCUGUGAGUACAUGCGCACAUUUAACAACGCUCAUGCAAAUGCAACCAUAAUAGAAUCUUUCAUAUGAAACAUUCAUAUUAUGCAUACUCCUAUAACACACCAAGACAUCACACGCACUCAUUGCAUACUGCAAAUAUAUUUAAGAUAUUACAAUUUAAAGCUGCAAUAUGUUACUUUUUGGCCGACCCGACCAAAUUCACAUAGAAAUGUGAGUUAUAGAUCUGUCUUUCUCAUUGAAAGAAAGUCUUAAGAAGCGGUAGAUAUGUUCUAUGUGUGAUAUUUCUAUGCUUCCCGUUAAGUUUCGAUUGUGUGUCAUUUACUUUCAGUUUUGUACACCAGCUUCAAACAGGUGAAAAUUCUAUAUUUUUGGUAAUGUAGUGUAUGUGGACAUGUGCUCGUCGAACAUCUCAUUCCAAAUUCAUGGGCAUUAAUAUGGAGUUGGUCCCCCCUUUGCUUUAUAACAGCCUCCACUCUUCUGGGAAGGCUUUCCACUAGAUAUUGGAACAUUGCUGCAGGGACUUGCUUCCAUUCAGCCGCAAGAGUAUUAGUGAGGUCGGGCACUGAUGUUGGGCGAUUAGGCCUGGCUCGCAGUCGGCGUUCCAAUUCAUCCCAAAGGUGUUCGAUGGGGUUAAGUUCAGGGCUCUGUGCAGGUCAUUCAAGUUCUUCUCGACAAACCAUUUCUGUAUGGACCUCGCUUUGUGCACUGGGGCAUUUUCAUGCUGAAACAGGACCUUCCCCAAACUGUUGCCACAAAGUUGGAAGCACAGAAUCGUCUAGAAUGUCAUUGUAUGCUGUAGCAUAAAUAUUUCCUUUCACUGGAACUAAGGAGCCUAGCCCGAACCAUGGAAAACAGCCCCAGACCAUUAUUCCUCCUCCACCUAACUUUACAGUUGGCACUCUGCAUUGUGGCAGGUAGCGUCGCCAUCCGCCAAACCCAGAUUUGUCCGUCGGACUGCCAGAUGGUGAAGCGUGAUUCAUCACUAGAGAGAACGCGUUUCCACUGCUCCAGAGUCCAAUGGCGGCGAGCAUUAUACCACUCCAGCCGACGCUUGGCAUUGCGCAUGGUGAUCUUAGACUUGUGUGGCUGCUCGGCCGUGGAAACCCAUUCCAUGAAGCUCCCAACGAACAGUUCUUGUGCUGACGUUGCUUCCAGAGGCAGUUUGGAACUCUGUAGUGAGUGUUUCAACCGAGGACAGACAAUUUUUACGCACUACUCGCUUCAGCACUCGGUGGUCCCGUUCUGUGAGCUUGUGUGGCCUACCACUUCGCGGCUGUGCUCCUAGACGUUUCCACUUCACAAUAACAGCACUUACAGUUGACCCGGGCAGCUCUAGCAGGGCAGAAAUUUGACGAACUGACUUGUUGGAAAGGUGGCAUCCUAUGACGGUGCCACGUUGAAAGUCACUGAGCUCUUCAGUAAGGCCAUUUUACUGCCAAUGUUUGUCUAUAGAGAUUGCAUGGCUGUGUGCUCGAUUUUAUACACCUGUCAGCAACGGGUGUGGCUGAAAUAGCCUAAUCCACUCAUUUGAAGGGGUGCCCACAUACUUUUGUAUAUACACUUUUCAAAAAGAUAAAGGGAACACUUAAACAACACAAUGUAACUCCAAGUCAAUCACACUUCUGUGAAAUCAAACUGUCCACUUAGGAAGCAACACUGAUUGACAAUCAAUUUCACAUGCUGUUGUGCAAAUGGAAUAGACAACAGGUGGAAAUUAUAGGCAAUUAGCAAGACACCCCCAAUAAAGGACUGGUUUUGCAGGUGGUGACCACAGACCACUUCUCAGUUCCUAUGCUUCCUGGCUGAUGUUUUGGUCACUUUUGAAUGCUGGCGGUGCUUUCACUCUAGUGGUAGCAUGAGACGGAGUCUACAACCCACACAAGUGGCUCAGGUAGUGCAGCUCAUCCAGGAUGGCACAUCAAUGCGAGCUGUGGCAAGAAGGUUUGCUGUGUCUGUCAGCGUAGUGUCCAGAGCAUGGAGGCGCCACCAGGAGACGUGGAGGAGGCCGUAGGAGGGCAACAACCCAGCAGCAGGACUGCUACCUCCGCCUUUGUGCAAGGAGGAGCAGGAGGAGCACUGCCAGAGCCCUGCAAAAUGACCUCCAGCAGGCCAGAAAUGUGCAUGUGUCUGCUCAAACGGUCAGAAACAGACUCCAUGAGGGUGGUAUGAGGGCCCGACGUCCACAGGUGGGGGUUGUGCUUACAGCCCAACACCGUGCAGGACGUUUGGCAUUUGCCAGAGAACACCAAGAUUGGCAAAUUUGCCACUGGCGCCCUGUGCUCUUCACAGAUGAAAGCAGGUUCACACUGAGCACGUGACAGAGUCUGGAGACGCCGUGGAGAACGUUCUGCUGCCUGCAACAUCCUCCAGCAUGACCGGUUUGGCGGUGUGUCAGUCAUGGUGUGGGGUGGCAUUUCUUUGGGGGGCCGCACAGCCCCCCAUGUGCUCGCCAGAGGUAGCCUGACUGCCAUUAGGUACCGAGAUGAGAUCCUCAGACCCCUUGUGAGACCAUAUGCUGGUGCGGUUGGCCCUGGGUUCCUCCUAAUGCAAGACAAUGCUAGACAUCAUGUGGCUGGAGUGUGUCAGCAGUUCCUGCAAGAGGAAGGCAUUGAUGCUAUGGACUGGCCCACCCGUUCCCCAGACCUGAAUCCAAUUGAGCACAUCUGGGACAUCAUGUCUCGCUCCAUCCACCAACGCCACGUUGCACCACAGACUGUCCAGGAGUUGGCGGAUGCUUUAGUCCAGGUCUGGGAGGAGAUCCCUCAGGAGACCAUCCGCCACCUCAUCAGGAGCAUGCCCAGGCGUUGUAGGGAGGUCAUACAGGCACGUGGAGGCCACACACACUACUGAGCCUCAUUUUGACUUGUUUUAAGGACAUUACAUCAAUGUUGGAUCAGCCUGUAGUGUGGUUUUCCACUUUAAUUUUGAGGGUGACUCCAAAUCCAGACCUCCAUGGGUUGAUACAUUUGAUUUCCAUUGAUAAUUUUUGUGUGAUUUUGUUGUCAGCACAUUCAACUAUGUAAAGAAAAAAGUAUUUAAGAUUAUUUCAUUCAUUCAGAUCUAGGAUGUGUUAUUUUAGUGUUCCCUUUAUUUUUUUGAGCAGUGUAUAUUGUAUUUCACAGUGGUUUAGAUGGUAUAAUUAUGCUCUACAUUGCUUGUUUUGUCACAUAAACUGAAAUUAGGUGAACUAUUAGAAUUUCAGCGACCAGGAAAUGGCGGAGCUAUUUCUGCAUAUUUCACCUUUAACCAGUUGAGCUGACAGCCGUUUUGCAAUGUUUCGCUAUGGCUUUAGUCAUCAAUCUAGCAAGAGGGCAAUAUCUUAUUAAUGUAGUAGUGUUUCCCCCCUAGAAAGCAAUGACCUUUGGCUUUCACCUGGAAUUGCUUAUUUAUGUCUGAGAAAAAAACACUUCAACAAUCUAGUACACAUAUGAUCAAGUACACAAAAGUAUAAUAAAAUAUAGACAAAUAUAUUAUAAAAAAUAAUAAUAAUUGUGAACGAAUAAGCCUUUUCAUACUUUAUAAUGUGUCCAUAUAUAGUUAGAAUUUGUUUUAGGAACAUCUACUCAAAAUAUUUUAUCUUCUUUAUUAGUUUACCAUGACAUUAGUGAUAGUCAAAAUCUGUUACAUUUGUGAACGCCUAAAUCAUCAUUUGGGCCAUUUAAACUGUGUGUAUCCCUCUUAUAGACAAGGGGAGAAGGGCUAUGUAAAGGGCUCGACUAUGUCGUUCUGAGCAAAUGCAAUGUGUCUGCCUCUGAUGUAAAACAAAUGUUUGACUUCCACACAAUUACUUAUUUACUUAUUUUAGGUUUGAGGAUUUUCUAUCGUAGAGCUAUGAAACGUAUCUAUUUAGAUCAUCCUGCUCGAGACAAAUUCAGCGAUUGCUUUGCCAUGUCUGUGCCGUGACGCAGUCGAGCUGGAUAAAUGUUUUUCUAACGUGCUGACUACACCGGGCACGCGCAUGUUGAUUUUUGUUCCAUCCACAACAGACUCGGAUCAGGACACGCAGGUUGAAAUAUCAAAACGCACUCUGAACCAACUAUAUUAAUUUGGGCACAGGUUGAAACGCAUAUGAAACAUUCAUGGACAUUUAGCUAGCUAGCUUGCUGUUGGUAGCUAAUUUGUCCUGGGAUAUAAACAAUAUAAAGAAAACAUUAUAUAUAGCAAGUGUGCCCACUCUGGUAUUGGCAUGUGCGCUCUAGCCAACAGCUCGCAGAUACAGUGUGGGUAUAGCCUACAUUAUGAAAUGAUUAUGGACAAAAGAGCGAUAUUAGUUUUAUUUGUCAAAUGGCAGCCAAGCAUCAAUGAUCAUGUCACCAGAAUAAGACCAUCAAUAUUUAUUGGAAAGGAGCAUCAAGCUCAUCGCUUUGCACUUUGAACACCCUGUGAAGUUCAUCAUCAUUUAUUUAAUCUGUAGCCUAAUAAACUGCAUGCUUUCCCGACGAGUCGUAGUGGGAGGACCACACGUCAUCACGUGAUUCCAAGUUUCGAUAUGGUGGUUAUUAUAUCAAUAUUUGCACAUAAGUGUUUCCACCGACAUUUCUCGGAUAAUACAUUUUACAGACACAAAAAGAUCCCAGCUUGUCUAUUGGAUUUUGUUUUGUCAACUUCUGGAAAGUUAACUGACAUUUUCUGUUUCCAUCAUGAUAAACUUAGGCAAAUGAAUACAUUUUCAAAACAUUUAGUUGGUUCCCUAUUAUGGUUAAUAUAUUGUUGAAUUCCGUUUUAAUGCCUGGAUUCCGUGAGGAACCUACCUAUUGUUCCUGCAGUGAUGAUUCUUCAUCGAAUGUUUUCAUAAUUUAUCUGCAGAUAAUCGCCAAAAAGCAUUGGCCUGCCAAUAGUCUAUGCAAAUUAGGGAGCCAAAAGAACGUCUCUCUAACCAACGUGAUUCAGUAGGCUACACUGACUAACAAGACUAGAGUCGGUCACUUUAGUUACUGUCUGGCAAGCCUCGACAUCCUAGGAAAGGAAACCUAGGAAAUCCUUUGGUUUACUUGUCCCGAAGCGAUACCAUGGAUAAAUAAUCACGUUGCAUGAUUUAUGAAUGGCAAAGGUGUAUAGGAGAUCAACUUUAUUCAGUCAGUUCGAAACCUUUUAUAAACUAGUCAACACUUGCUGUUCAGUUGUGAAUCAAAGCACAGUAAAUAGCCUACAAUGCGCCAUGACUCUGCGUGGCUGGCUAUGUGAACGCGAAGGAAAAUAAAUACAUUUCCCAGAAAAUAAUAAUUAGUCGUGGAUUUCAACUCAUCGUUACCACGUUACGUGGGACGUGCAAAUUCACGAGCAUCAUGCUCUCUCUCCCUCCUCCGUGUAAAGAAAUUUGACUGCAACCAACCACAGCGCACACACAUUGUACUGGAAGGCGGGACAGACGGCAGACUGCGUUUUCCUGUCAUCGCUCGCUUUGUGACUGACAGGUGCCUAUUCUAUCAAUAGGUCGCUAGAAGAUGCAUAUUGUUGAUUCUAGCAGGAGAGGGCUCGACAAACUAGCGAAUUGAAACAUUUAAAUGAAAAGUAGCCUAGUUAAUAUGAAGUGGAAAAAGUAGCCGGCUGACAAUGAGUCUGUAACCGGCUGAUUAGCUGAGGGCCCGCACAAUUGGAAAACACUUACUCAUUUAUAAUUAUUUGGUUGGCCGCAAACUCUACCAAGCCGUUUUUAGAAGCUGUAGGCAGGAUUUGCAUAUAGUGUGAAGUACUGUUUGAAAUAAAAACACCAAUUACUUUUCCAUUGCUAAAAUGUUAUUAGUAUGCUCUAGUGAACACAAUCCUGAAGUCAUCCAGGGAGUUGGUUCAUAAACGAUCCCUUCUUCAAGUGAAAUUAUUGAUGAACGCUCCCUCCUUCCCUCUAUGUUGGUUUUCCAGGACCGGAAGUUGACUGUGACAGAGGAGCCUGCGGGGAACGGUCGCCCCGGGAUUCUCCACUUCCAAAGUCGGCCCACUGUUUCCAAGGUGAUCCACUGGGACGCGGUGCUGAGCGGGAACGCUCUGUAUGUGGAGAUACCGAUGGACCCGCUCCCUGAGGGCAGCAAGGAGAGGUGUGUGCUCUGUAUGUGAAGAUACGCGUGUAUAAUUGUUUUAGUUUUUUACAUUUUGUUUUUGUCAUUUAGCAGACGCUCUUAUCCAGAGCAACUUACAGUUAGUGAGUGCAUACAUUUUCAUACUGGCCCCCCGUGGGAAUCGAACCCACAACCCUGGCGUUGCAAGCGCCAUGCUCUACCAACUGAGCUACAGAAGGCCUAAUAAUCUAAUGUUGUCUAACUAACCCUGUCUCCCUCUCUCUCUACAGUUUUGCGGCUCUUUUGGAGUAUGCGGAAGAACAUCUUGAAGUUGUCAGCGUGUUCGUCUGCUUUUACAAGAACAGAGAUGAUCGCGGUAUGUAAAGCGUAUUCACCAAACCUAUUAUGAUCUCAAUAGAUAUCACACACACACACACAGUGAGCUCAAAGUAUUGGGACAGUGACAUGUUUUUUGUUGGUUUGGCUCUGUACUCCAGCCCUUUGGAUUUUAAAUGAUACAAUGACCAAGGUUUAAUUUGAGGGUAUUUUCAUCCAUAUCGGGUGAACCGUUUAGAAAUUACAGCACUUUCUGUACAUAGUCCCCCCAUUUUAGGAGACUAAAAGUAUUGGGACAAAUUAACUUAAUGUGUGUUAAAGUAGUCAAAAGUUUAGUAUUUGGUUCCAUAUUCCUAGCACGUAAUGAUUACAUCAAGCUUGUGACUACAAACUUGUUGGAUGCAUUUGCUGUUUCUUUUGGUUGUGUUUCAGAUCAUUUUGUGCCCAAUAGAAAUGAAUGGUAAAUAGGUAUUGUGCCAUUUUGGAGUCACUUUUAUUGUAAAUAAGAAUAUAAUAUGUUUCUAAACACUUCUACAUUAAUGUGGAUGCUACCAUGAUUACGGAUAGUCCUGAAUGAAUCGUGAAUAAUGAGAAAGUUGCAGACGCACAAAUAUCAUACCUCCCAAAAUGCUAACCUCCCCUGUUAUGCUAACCUCUCAUCAUUACAAUGUCUUUGGAGUAUGAUAUUUGUGCAUCUAACUUUCUCACACAUCAUUAUUCACGAUUCAUUCAGGACUAUCCAAAACAAGAAAAUGUGUGUCACUGUCCCAAUACUUUUGGAGCUCACUGUUUAUGAUGGAAGGUAAUUUCUUCUAAUAUGUGUCCGUGUGUCCCCACAGCUAAACUUGUACGCACGUUCAGCUUUCUGGGCUUCGAGAUAGUGAAACCAGGCCAUGCCCUUGUCCCGCUACGACCUGACGUUUUCUUCAUGGCCUACAACUUUGACAAGGACUCUUCCUCUGAUGAGGAUUAGCGCUGACCCCUGUGGGGUGUUCCAGGAAGCAGGAUCAUCAACUUAGCCAGCUAACUUUGAUAAACAGCCAGAUAUAGGCCUCUUUUGAUUUUCUGGUUUAUUUAGAAAGUUAAACCUGAAUAUGGGUUUAUUGGUUGUCGAGUCAGUCAUACCAUUUCAAUUCAAUUUUCUAGGAAAGAUUAAGUAAUUUCAGAAUGUUUACCGUAUUUUCUGCACUAUAAGGCGCACCGGAGUAUAAGCUGCAGCAGCUAAAUUAAAUGAUAUUGAAUGAUGUGUACAUAUAUAAGCCGCACUGGACUAUAAGCCGCAGGUGUUUUAAUGUUUAAUUACCAUAUGUAAGGGUUCGUGCACAGAGGGGAUUGUCGGGAAAGAGACAAACUGUCUCGCUCUCGUAAUGUCUGUCUGUCUUGCUCUCGUUCUGUCUCUCGUACCACUCUCGGUUCCACUUUUACUUUUGCGCGCUACCUGUCUCACUCUUUUCCGGCCUCCAGCUUUUCCUGCUGGAGCCCGCCGCUUAAAGGUGGGUGGCGCGGACCGGUCAUAGAGCCCAUUGAGUUAAAGUUGGUGGACUGUAACCUGUAAAAUCCAUAGAUUUAGGAGGUCUUCUAGUGGCCGUUAGCUGUAAAAAAUCCAUAGAUUAGCCGCACCGUUAUAUAAGCCGCAGGGUCGAAAAAUGGGGAAAAAGGCGCGGCUUAUAGUCCGAAAAUUACGGUAGUUAUGACAUUUAGCUGGCUAAGUAACACAUUGUUCCUGCUUUCUGGAACAGCCCCCUGCCUAGCCUGGAUCCCAACCUGAAUUGUGCUGUUUUCACUAUUGUUUCACAAACGGUUUCAAUGAAGAGAUGGUUCAGCCAGACUGAAGUCUGGUGGCCAUGCUGUGAUGACCACAAUUGUGAAGUGAACCAAUUGUGUGAAAUGGAGCAAUUCAGUUUGGGAUCCAGGCUUACCCCCCACUGCCCCACCUUCCCCUGUACCACCCAACCCCACUCUCCUAUGUGACCCAAGUGCUUACAGCCUUCCAUGCUUUUGUGUUCAAAUGAAGUGGAUGAUUAGUUUAGAUAUUGUAUCCCCCAGUUUCACAGCUUGGCUGACAUUUCUCUCUCCUCUCUCUUUUAUCCCUUUGUUAAGUUCUUUAUUAUUUAGGUUUCAUUGGUAUUUUGUUCAUUACUUAAGAGGGAACCAUGUUUUUAAUGACUUUGAGCAUAUUGCCAUUCUCAUAACUAUUAUCAUCAAUCGAUUGUCUGUUUUAUUCUUGUUGUGUUGAUAGACGGAAGGAGGAGGAUUUUUCAUUUCUUGAAUGUAAAAAAUCAAGUAAUCAGGUUAACACUUGGGUACUCCAGCUUUUAUUUGAUUGGCUAAGGUAUAAGAUAUGCUUUUAUUUAAUUGGCUAUAUUAGAUAAGCUUUUUAUUUCAUUGGCUAAGCUAUAAAAACAAAACAUGUCCGCCCCACCUUUAAUGUGACAAACAUUUUGAUAAAAUCAGUUUGAUAAAAAAGCACUCAAGUCCUGACAAAUGUAGUAAUGUGUGUAAACAUUGCUUUUAAGCAAAAACCUCCCCAAUAUUGGUACUUCAUUGCUGGAUAAUAGCCCUUUAGACUUUAGUGUUGGAGAGCACAUGUGAAUGCUGUUUUGUGUAACUGGUUUGGGUGCUUCAAUGUGAGAACUAAAUAUCAUGUAAAAUGGACAGAUUAAUUGGUACAAAGCAACAAAAAAAGUCAAGUCCUUUUUGCUUUUCUUUCAUGUAUACCUGAAAAUUAUUGUACCAUUGUUUGGAUAAAAUUGCUGUGAUGUUUGAUUGAAUAUUUGGAUUAGCAUUCCGUUUCUUCAUCUAGUUUAUAAGUUUGAUGUUCACCUUGCAUAGUGGGACCUAUUGUGCUUCUGUGAUAAUAAAAGUAAGAAAAUACCAUUGUCUCCCUGUCUCUUAUGCAUAGUCUUAUGGAUUUUUUUCCUAUUCUGUAUUGUCUUGUUCUUUGUUAAUGCACUUUACAUUUUUAUUUGAUUUAAACAAAAACACACUAGAUGUGACACAUUUGCAUGAUCAUGGGGGCAGUGGUUCUUAUUCCAGAAGUUGACCACAAGUGUAUACUAGUUACUGUUCAGUAUUUCUUUGCAAUAACAUUUUGACAGUUCAAACACUUAACAUCUCUCUGAUAGUUUAAAUAUAUGCGGAGUGAAAUGCAAUUGAUUGAAUUAAAGGCAGCCAAUUCUGAUCUUUUGCCACUAAUUGGUAUUUUUGACAAAUGCAAUCUUGUGCCAAUAAUUAGGCAAAGAUCAGAAUUGGGCUCCCUGUGUAAACGGAGCAGUAGUUAUUCAAAUGGGUUCCAUGGCUUAUUCAAUUUGUCUUUGCUAUGUCAACUGUAUUGGAGGAAGAGGGCCAAGGUCCUCUCCCUUCGGACCUUCUGAUGCAUUUUGAGGAUGCGCGGAAUCAAGAGAUUAAUUUAAUAAAAAGCCCUUGUUCGCACACUAGGGCUACAUUCCCAUUCUCUACCCUUCUCCAGAAGUAUGCACUCGUACACUCCCCCCCUCAUGGAUUUAAAAGUAAUGGACUGGUGUGAGGAAUGUGGUUGAAAUGCCAUCCAGCUAUGCUUGCACUAAUCCAAUUCUUUUAAAUUCAUACUAGUGCACACUUCAGGAGAAGGUUAGAGAAUCAGAACACAGCCCUAUUAAUGUUUGCACAGUAAGCGAAAUAGGUCAGUUACAAAAUGAGGGUAUGGUAUUACAGGCUUGAAAACAGUGUAAUACGAUGUUACUCCACUAGGUGGCAGCUCACCACAAGGGAACGCUCCUUCCUUCCCACCAUGAGGUCAACAACCACAAUAUUCCCUGUUAUCGCCUGCACCAUUUUGUAUGUAUGGCGUUUUACCUGCACAAUCGAGGUGAGAAAUCCUGUUUAGUCUACUCAGUCAAGACUACAUGGCUGUACUCCACCAUUUUUUAUGUAUGGCAUUGGUUUCUGCAGAAUCCAAGGGUGAAAUAAUCCUCUCCCUAGUCCCUACACUAAAGACAACCUUAGUCACAGACAGUGACUACCUUCUCACUGAGUUUAUCUCUGAUCAUUAAAAUGGAAACGUUGCAGUGGCACUACAUCUCAUGUUCUUUGUAUGUAUGCGGUAUCACCUGCAGAAUCCAGGGGUGAAAUCCUCUACUCAAGAAAACCUGGCUCUAUUCUACCAUCAGUCAUUCUGUGAUUACCUUAUCCAUGGGUUUAUCUGUCUGGGUUUUAAAGUGGAACCGUUACGUUGCACUCAAUGGCACAGAAAGUCUAACGUUCCAUCCUGCAGACUCAGCUCAGCGUUCGGGACUAUUUACACUUCAUCAUAGAAACUGUUCGCCUAGUAUAGUAACAAGGCCAUAGCACAGCACCUGGCUGAGGCUCUAGUACACUAAUCAGCUCAGCUGUUGAGUAGGUAAUAGGUACCUACCUAUACAUGGGGCCCCUAAGCAUUAACAUUCUAAAUCUCAAGACUCACCUAUGUAUAGAGAGGCUGCGUUUUAACAGGCAGCCCAAUUCAGAUAUUUUGCCCAAUUAUUGGCAAAAGAUCUAAUCUGAUUGGUCAAAAGACCAAUUAGUGGCAGAAGAUCAGAAUUGGGCUGCCUGUGUAAACGCAGGCAAGUUUCUCCUUCACUCCCCUUCACAGAUGUUAUAGCACUGGGUAUGUAAAAGCAAUAGAAACUAGGUGGAAUCUGAAUAUGAGGUGGAGUGACAGGGGCAGAGAGGAAGGUAUAUCUUCUUGGCAUUAAUGGCAGCCAGAACCCAAUGUUUCAGCUGAGGCCCGCAGAAGCCCAGCUUGGGAGAAAUCUGAACAGAAAAUAGUUAGUUUUCUGGAAUCAAAAUAUUUAAUAGGUACAUAAAGUAUUAUUAUACCAUGUAUAAAAUUUCAGAUCACAAUAUGAAGCAAUGAAACUCUUCAAUCAGGCUGACACCGCAGCAGGUAAAUGUUGCCACAUAAAAAUAAUAACUAAUGACUAAAAUUGAAUAGGCAACAAAAAUUAUAGAAAAAUGGCAUAUGUUGUAGUAGCAUUUUAAGAAAUUAUAGACAUUACUUUUUUCUUUUCAACAUAUUUUUUCUUCAAUAAAAACAUAGAACACAACACUAAUGCUGAAGCGAAGCGUCCACUUGACGUCUAGACAGUUACUGUAGUCCACGGUAGUGGUAGAUAGAGUACACGACUGGGGGGCAGGUAAGGUUGCAAAAUGUUCCCAACAUUUUCAAAGGUUUUCUAAAUUAUCCCAGUUGAAGGAUUCCUAGAUUUCCUGCUUUCUCCCUCCUGAUUCCGUGAAUCUUUCAACCAGGAUUUCUGGAAAACCUGGGCAUUUUGGACAGUUACCGGAAUCUUGCAACCCUAGGGGCAGGGGGGGGACGAGCUCACAGAGGAGAAGGAGACUAUUAGCUUGCGAGUCGAUACAGAAGAGAGGAAAUUAUUUUCUGUUCUGUAUAUUAGCGCCUUGAGCGGUAGGAAUGAAUGCACAUCACAGUUUGCUGCUUUAGAGACCAUAGCAUCAUUUAAAACAUUUUGCAUUUGCAUGUCUUUAAAAAAUCCUGAAUUCUUUGAAUGAAAAGGACAUCACCACAAAAACAAACAAAAAAGGAACGGAGAUCAUCAGAGAGAAGGAGAGAGGGAGGAACAGGCUGAACUUCAAAUGGACCAAUAACAAAGAAAGAAACUAACAUUGUACACUACAUUUCCCAUCACCCCCCUUCCCUAGGUUGUGACCCCGAACCCCUGACCCCUAUAGGUGCUGAACUCAGGCACCUUCCCCCUGGAGGCUACGUA